Molecule: messenger RNA, 783 nt
Organism: Coniophora puteana RWD-64-598 SS2
Lineage: Eukaryota; Fungi; Basidiomycota; Agaricomycetes; Boletales; Coniophoraceae
Exons: 4
Coding region: 135-734 (199 amino acids)
Source: RefSeq, a predicted model, not a curated record
CGCCACUCAUCUACAAUGCGCUCCAUCCUCCCUCUCUCCCUCUCCCUCUCCUCUCUUCCUAUGUUUGCCUCCGCAACGGUCGGCUUCGGCAGUGAGUGGUGGCUCAACGCGUGGGGAACAGCCAACGGACCCGUAUGGAUUGCUUCUUCGAAGACAACCCUUCAGGUUCCAGCGGCUCGAGCCCACAGGUUGACCGUCUCGCGCUCUGGCCCGGCAUGGAGACCGCAAACAGCGGACUCGUGCAGAGCAUUAUCGCUUCGUUUGCGAACCCGGCUGGUGAGGCGCCAGAGGGUUGCGGCGGCCAGCCCGGCCAAUGGUGCCUCUUCGCGAGCUUCUACGACGGAAAUGCGAAUGCACAGUCGUCCGGAAACUACGUACCUGUGAGCGAGGGUGGUAUGCUGGACAUCGAGUCCACAGACAAUUACGACGACUCGACAGGCGCCACCGUACAGAACGUGUACAGGGACGGUCAGCUCUUGUCCACAUUCACGAGCAACUCCGGCAGGCCUUACUACUGGGAUAUCGCCGUCGAGUGCCAAGACAACGUAAGCGGCAACAUGCCCGCACACACGUACCACAACACGCAGAUUGUGCUCGGGGCGGCAGACCUGGACUUAAUCAACCAGUUGUACAAGGCUGGCACGAGCGACUCUGGAUUGUCCUCGCCCGACGGCGGAUUGACGUGGGUUGUCGACACGGUGACCGUGGACUCGUAUCCCUAUACCCCGCAGUAAGUGCUCACCUUAGUGCUACCUUGAGCGCUCAGACGGAAACACUGUUCUC